CGCUUGCUCCAGAUCGCUGGAUGCUGCAGGCGAUUUACUUACCGAAUUUGGUCCCGGUAAGGGUAAGUCGCGACCUCCACUCGCUCCCGGUUAAUAAUAUGAUAGAUCGAGGUUAAUGAGUGAACAAUAGCGUGCAGGUAAUUGGUUUUAAUAAACAAUGCGGCGUCAUAGGUGGUGAAAGUGGACAGUUUUGUAGCUGAAAAUUGAAGAGACUUUUAGAAAUGAUUGGGCAAAAAGCUUUUGUGCAUUUCCUGUUGUUAUUAUCCAUGCGGUUCCGGAUACUGCAAGGACUGCCAGAUAUAAUACCUAUUGGUGGCCUGUUCCAUCCCAACGACGAUAAACAAGAGUUGGCCUUUCGAUAUGCAAUCGAGAAAAUUAAUAGCGACAGGACGAUUUUGUCCCGCUCGAAGCUUCAGGGCCAAAUCGAGAAAAUUCCCCCGCAGGACAGUUUCCAUGCAUCGAAGAAGGUGUGUCACUUAUUGAGGAACGGAGUGGCGGCCAUAUUUGGGCCGCAGUCCCCGCAUACGGCGAGUCACGUCCAGUCAAUAUGCGACACUAUGGAAAUCCCACAUCUGGAAACCCGCUGGGAUUACCGGCUACGUAGGGAAAGCUGUCUUGUGAAUUUGUAUCCGCAUCCCACUACACUAUCCAGGGCUUACGUCGACAUCGUUAAAGCGUGGGGCUGGAAAUCCUUCACGAUAAUUUACGAGAACAACGAGGGACUCGUUCGUCUUCAGGAGCUCCUUAAGGCCCACGGGCCCUACGAGUUUCCUAUUACUGUACGUCAGUUAGGAGAAGUAAAUGACUACAGACCUCUACUGAAACAAAUCAAAAACUCCGCUGAAUCACACAUCGUACUGGACUGCUCGACGCCGAGGAUCUACGAAGUGCUUAAACAAGCUCAACAAAUAGGCAUGAUGAGCGACUAUCAUAGCUACCUAAUUACUUCGAUGGAUCUGCACGGCGUCGAUUUGGAAGAGUUCAAAUACGGAGGCACCAACAUAACUGCCUUCCGUUUGGUAGAUCCCGAGGGUCCGGAAAUCAGGCGGAUCGUACGCGAUUGGAAUUACGUUUCGAUUGAUACGAAUAAUAAGAAAGGAGACCUCACUACCGCUCAGUAUAGGGACAACACUACUUUCGUCAAGGCGGAAACCGCUUUGAUGUACGACGCGGUUCAUUUGUUCGCCAAGGCGCUUCACGAUUUGGACUCGAGCCAGCAAAUCGAUAUAAAACCGUUGAGCUGUGACGCCGUAGACUUCUGGCCCCACGGCUACAGCCUAAUCAACUAUAUGAAAGUGGUUGAAAUGCGUGGAUUAACUGGCGUGAUCAAGUUCGACCAUCAGGGAUUUCGUAGCGAUUUCAUGCUGGACAUUGUCGAACUGACCAGGGAGGGCCUGAAGAAAAUUGGAACGUGGAACUCCAGCGAGGGAGUGAACUUUACCCGCACUUAUGGGGAGGCGUAUUCGCAAAUCGUCGAAAUAAUUCAGAAUAAGACUUUUGUCGUGUCCACUAUAUUAAGUUCGCCGUACGUAAUGCGUAAAGAGGCAAGCGAAAAGUUAAUAGGAAACGCCCAGUUCGAAGGAUACGCCGUCGAUCUGAUCCACGAAAUAUCUCGUACCCUCGGCUUUAAUUACACAAUAAAAUUAGCCCCUGACGGCAGAUACGGAUCGUUAAAUCGCGAAACGAACGAAUGGGACGGAAUGAUUAGGGAACUUCUCGAUCAAAAGGCGGACCUGGCCAUAGCAGACUUGACGAUCACGUACGACCGAGAGCAAGCGGUCGAUUUCACGAUGCCGUUCAUGAACUUGGGCAUCAGUAUCCUGUAUCGGAAACCCAUCAAACAGCCGCCGAAUUUGUUCUCAUUUUUGUCGCCUCUAUCGCUUGACGUCUGGAUAUACAUGGCCACCGCGUAUCUUGGAGUUUCUGUGCUACUAUUUAUAUUGGCAAGAUUUACCCCCUAUGAGUACACCUCUCACCCAUGCGAGAAGGACGCUUGCAUUCGUGAGAACCAGUUUACCCUCCUCAACUGUCUCUGGUUCGCCAUAGGGUCACUGAUGCAACAGGGAUGCGAUUUUUUGCCCAAGUUCAGCCCUUACGAAUGGGACAACCCGCAUCCAUGCAACAGCGAACCGGACGUCUUGGAAAACCAGUUCACCCUGCUAAAUUCCUUAUGGUUUACCAUCGGUUCUCUCAUGCAGCAGGGCUCAGAUAUUGCCCCCAAAGCAGUUUCAACGAGAAUGGUCGCAGGAAUGUGGUGGUUUUUCACUCUGAUCAUGAUAUCUUCUUACACCGCUAACCUUGCCGCUUUCCUUACGGUUGAACGUAUGGAUUCGCCGAUAGAAAGUGCAGAAGAUCUGGCCAAACAGACUAAAAUCAAGUAUGGUGCUUUAAGGGGUGGAUCUACGGCGGCAUUUUUUAGGGACUCGAAUUUCUCCACCUACCAACGGAUGUGGGCCUUUAUGGAAUCCCAAAGGCCAUCGGUGUUCACGUCGAGUAACCAAGAAGGCGUCGAGCAAGUGGUGAAGGGUAAAGGCAGCUACGCCUUCUUAAUGGAGUCUACCACCAUAGAGUACAUAAUCGAACGCAACUGUGAACUGACCCAAGUUGGCGGUAUGUUAGACUCGAAAGGAUAUGGAAUUGCUAUGCCUCCAAAUUCUCCCUAUAGAACGGCAAUAAGUGGGGCUAUCUUAAAACUGCAAGAAGAAGGGAAAUUGCACAUACUCAAAACGAGAUGGUGGAAGGAGAAACGAGGUGGAGGAGCAUGCAGGGAUGAAACCACCAAAACCAGCAGUACCGCCAACGAACUAGGUCUAGCCAACGUCGGAGGUGUUUUCGUGGUGCUUAUGGGCGGCAUGGGCGUGGCGUGCGUCAUAGCAGUCUGCGAAUUCGUCUGGAAAUCCCGGAAAGUCGCGGUGGAGGAACGGGUCAGCAGCAUCCUCCACGACACGUAGCUCUGAACUAGAUUUUGUACUGUAACAUAGCGACUGAUCAGGCUCUAACUAUUAGGAUUUAUCAGGCAUUAUCAUAAUCUAGUGUAAGAAUUAUUUCUCUUGACAAUAGAUGGGUAUUAACAGUUGUUGAUUGUCCACUAAAAUUAAAAAAAGAGUCGUGUAGAGAGGCCAUGAUGUCCUAAAGUGGGAUAAGUACUGGAACAUAAUCAUUCAUUCAUUAUUUAUGAGUCCUGUAUGUGUUUGAGGCAUCGUAAUAUAAGAAACAUUGGUUAAAUUAGAUAUGCAGUUAUCAUUAAGCAUAAAUUUCCUUAUUUUUUAAUUCAAGUAAUAAAGAUUCUUGCCCAAAUAAUCAGGAAUUUCUCGACGUAUAUUUAGUAACUUUCUUGUUAUUUAUUUUUUGUCAUAGCAAUAAUUUUCUAGUCAUAUUCCAAUGGUAUAUGUAUAUGUUUUUUUCUCAAUAAACCUUUGAAAAACACACGA
This is a messenger RNA of Anthonomus grandis grandis, 3431 nucleotides long. It is a transcript of the gene KaiR1D, whose product is annotated as glutamate receptor ionotropic, kainate 2. Gene Ontology annotation, biological process: synaptic transmission, glutamatergic; modulation of chemical synaptic transmission; monoatomic ion transport. Bases 222 to 2951 code for a protein of 909 amino acids. The transcript is spliced from 18 exons. Gene Ontology annotation, cellular component: plasma membrane; postsynaptic membrane. The record is from RefSeq and is a predicted model, not a curated record. Gene Ontology annotation, molecular function: transmitter-gated monoatomic ion channel activity involved in regulation of postsynaptic membrane potential; glutamate-gated receptor activity. Lineage: Eukaryota; Metazoa; Arthropoda; Insecta; Coleoptera; Curculionidae.